GGUUGGGCAGUCGCCUCUGUUGCAAGAGGGCAGGCAGGUGGUAUCGGAUCGAGCGCGAUGCUGCAGCAGAAGGCGCCGCCGACGAUCGACGACUCGGUCAAUACGUGCCAGAGCUCGGUGUUCCUGCUGCUGCUAGCGGUGCAGAUCGGGGUGCAGCCCGUCUUGAUGGCGUGGUACGCCGCCGAGGCGACGAACGUCCCGCUGCGCAUCGUCGUCAUCAACGUCAUGAAACUUGGCCUCGCGCUCGGGCCGCUUGUCGCCAGUGGGCGCUGCCGGCAUGAGCUCUCUCAGUGGUCUGCGGCGAUUGCGCUGCGCACGACAGUGCUGCCCGCCUGCAUCUAUGUCGUACAAGACUACCUCAACCAGACGGCCGUCCUCUUGCUCGACGGUGUGACGUACAACGUCCUCAACCAGACCAAGAUCAUCUGGACCGCGCUCUUUGUGUACUACAUGCUCGGGAAGCGACAGUCUCAUAUUCAGCUCGGCGCGCUCGUCCUCCUUGUCGCCUCGGCUGUGCUCAUCGCGGUCGGCGGCCACUCGGCCAAUGCCGUCGUCGCCGACGAGCUGGCGCGCGUCACCGGCAUGACGCGUGCCUGCAUUGCCGCCGUGCUCUCGGCGCUCGCUGGCACGAUCAUUCAAAAGGCGCUACAGCGCGAGGCGCGUGACGCGUACGUCGUCACGAUCGAGUUGGCGGGCAUUAGCAUCUUUUCCAACGCCUGGCCCGUCUUGCUCGGCGCGUCGGCGGAGAGCGCGUCACCGCUCUGGAAGGGCUGGACGAGUCUGACAGUGCUGACACUCUUUGUACAAGCGUGCGGCGGCGUCCUUGUCGGCUUUGUGAUCAAGCACUCGGGCAACAUCAAGAAGAGCUUUGCGGUCGUGCUCGGUUUGCUCUUGACCGCCGUGCUUGAGAGUGUUUGGAACGGCAAGGCGUUCGGGACACCGGGGUACGCUGCCUCGGUCUGCGUCAUGCUCAGCACGCACCUGUACACAAAGUAUCCGCCAAGCGCAUCGCGCCAUGUCAAGCCGGGGCACGAGAGCGCCACCAAGAGCGAUGAUGACGACGACGAGACACGGGGCGACGAUGCCAGCGCCAAGAUGGAGCUCUUGCGGCCACGCGGCAGCCAUCACCGCCAGGUCGCGACCGAAGGCGACGCGGUGGCGCAAGCCCUCGAGGCCGGUGAGCUCGAUGCAUUGUCAGCGCCAAAGGCGUAGCCGCACUGUAACAUAGCAUGGUUCUGGAUAGACGAGGAGUAGGUGAACGGACGCUAACAAAGUUAUAUAGCGUCUCUAUCGGAUA
This is a messenger RNA of Saprolegnia parasitica CBS 223.65, 1297 nucleotides long. RefSeq lists its product as hypothetical. Gene Ontology annotation, molecular function: pyrimidine nucleotide-sugar transmembrane transporter activity. The transcript has a single exon. Gene Ontology annotation, cellular component: Golgi membrane. The coding region runs from base 58 to 1212 and encodes 384 amino acids. NCBI's taxonomy places the organism in Eukaryota, Oomycota, Saprolegniomycetes, Saprolegniales, Saprolegniaceae. Gene Ontology annotation, biological process: pyrimidine nucleotide-sugar transmembrane transport. The record is from RefSeq and is a predicted model, not a curated record.